This is a messenger RNA of Dacryopinax primogenitus, 1413 nucleotides long. RefSeq lists its product as uncharacterized. The transcript has 4 exons. Bases 1 to 1413 code for a protein of 470 amino acids. The record is from RefSeq and is a predicted model, not a curated record. NCBI's taxonomy places the organism in Eukaryota, Fungi, Basidiomycota, Dacrymycetes, Dacrymycetales, Dacrymycetaceae.
AUGGCCGCCCUCCCGACAGGCACACCGAACGCUUCUACAGCCUCACUCACCCUCUACCCGCCCUCAUCACCACAAGAAGAGUCCUUCACAUUCGGCCCGGAAGACGGAUAUGAUCUCGUAUCACCGUCAGACCUCGAAGCACCGGAAGUGGAGCACAAGGAACGCGCUCCGCCCCCGCAACUACCGGCAUGGCUUUGCGUACCGGCGAUGUUGACGCCCAGCCUCUCCCUAGGCGCCCUCCUUCUCCCCCACACACUCGAAUCAUUCCCGAUUCUCCUCGGCGCUGGACUGCUCCUGCUUGCGAUUGUCAUCGCUGCUGGUGUGCAGAGUAUAUGGCGCGGCGCGGGGAGAUACGUGCGGAGGGAUACCGUGGAGGAACGGGUGGCUGAAGCGGUGUGCGGGAGUGGACGUGGGAUCAGGCGGGAGAAGUGGAAGAAGCUCGUCAGUGGACUCAUCAGGAUGGGCAUGCUGUCGACUGGUCUGGGACUCUGUGUUGUCUAUCUGCGAUCUGCCGUGCAAUUGCUUGUACCACAUAUCUCACCGCAUAUCGAUUCUUCGGCGGUCAGCCCUCUGCUGGGACUUGGAUUCUCGUUUCUUUUGAUACCUUUUGUUUGCAUCCAGCAACCACUGCGAUACCUUCCGCUCCUUCACAUCGCCGCGUACAUCGCAUUUCUCAUCUGUUCCCUCGUCUCACUCUUCGGUUCGCGAUCCGAGGGUGUAGCAGCUGCCUCGGCAGAGGUGCUCACUCCCACCUUCUCGACCAUCUUCCAUCAGCCGCGGGCAGCGCUCACGGUGAACACGUUCUUCCAAUCGAUCGCCACCCUCCUCAUCCUACCUAUCAUGCUCGCACCCCCCUCCUUUCCCGCAGUAAGACCGAUCAUUCCCGCACUCUCGGCGUGCCUCGGCCCCGUCCUCCUUCUCCCACUAGUCCUCCUCCCCUCGACCUACCCAGCCCCCGCCUCCCUCCCCACCGUCCUCCUCUCCUCUCUCCUCCUCUUCCUCUCCUCGAUCCGCGUUUCCCGCAGCGUGAUUCGCCCCCGUUCUCCAGGGAUAAAGCUCUCCGUCCUCCUCUGGGCGCUGGGCAGCGCGCUCACCUCUUUCCCCGAAGCGUGGGGCACAAGCGCCCUAGUGUGGGACUUCACCCUCUCCUCUCUCCUGUACUUCGGCUACGUCCUCCCCUCCCUCGUCCAUCUCAUACUCCACCAUCUUCGCUCUCCGCUAUCGAUCCUAUUCCCCACCAGUGCACCGCUGGAUGGGGCACACGACGCGCUGUUGCUCAAGAAGGAAAGGAGCAUGCAGCUGAAGAGGGAGACGAAGCGCGUCCUUCAGGAUUUGUUGUUGUUUGGCGUGUUGUUACCUGGGGGGUUGACAGUUUGGGGCUGGUCGUUGGGCAGGUUUGUGAGGAUUUGGUAG